GACCCCCGACGGCUCCGCUCCACCUCAUCUCCAACGUCAAUGAGACAUCGGUCAACUUGGAGUGGAGCACUCCUCUCUCCUCUGGCGGACGCCAGGACCUCAGCUACAACGUGGUGUGUAAACGCUGCGGGCCCGAGGGGACACGGUGUCAGCCCUGUGGGAACGGGGUCCACUUCAGCCCCCAGCAGCUGAGCCUCAGGGCCACCAAGGUGUCUAUCAACGACCUGCAGGCUCACACCAACUACACCUUUGAGAUUUGGGCUGUUAACGGGGUCUCCCAGCAGAGCCCUGGACCUGAGCAGGCCGUGUCGGUGACAGUCACUACCAACCAGGCCGCACCGUCUCCCGUCAACUCGAUCCAAGCCAAGGACAUCACCAGACACACCAUCUCUCUGGCCUGGCAGCAGCCUGAGAAAGCCAACGGGGUCAUCCUGGAGUACGAGGUCAAAUACUAUGAGAAGGACCAGAAUGAGAGGAGUUAUCGCAUUAUCAAGACGUCGUCCAGGAACACCGACAUCAAGGGCCUGACCCCUCUGACCUCCUAUGUGUUCCAUGUGCGCGCUCGCACCGCCGCCGGCUACGGAGAGUUCAGCGCUCCCUUCGAGUUCAUGACCAACUCUGUUCCAGCUCCUAUCAUCGGAGAUGGGACUAACUCCACAGUGUUGCUGGUGUCUGUGGUGGGCAGUGUUGUUCUCCUCCUCAUACUCAUCAGUGCCUUCGUCAUCAGCAGGAGAAGGAGUAAGUACAGUAAGGCCAAGCAGGAUGCUGAUGAAGAGAAACACCUACACCAAGGAGUGAGGAUAUACGUAGACCCCUUCACCUACGAGGACCCCAACCAGGCUGUCCGACAGUUUGCCAAGGAGAUCGACGCUUCCUGUAUCAAGAUUGAGAAAGUCAUUGGCAUCGGUGAGUUUGGGGAGGUGUGCAGCGGUCGUCUGAAAAUGCCAGGGAAGAGGGAGAUUUGUGUGGCCAUUAAAACCCUGAAGGCGGGAUACACUGACAAGCAGAGGCGGGACUUCCUGUCUGAGGCCAGCAUCAUGGGCCAAUUCGACCAUCCAAACAUCAUUCACCUGGAGGGAGUGGUCACCAAGUGUAAACCAGUGAUGAUUAUCACAGAGUACAUGGAGAAUGGCUCGCUGGAUGCAUUUCUGAGGAAGAAUGACGGGCGUUUCACAGUGAUCCAGCUGGUGGGCAUCUUGCGUGGCAUCGCGUCAGGCAUGAAGUACCUGUCUGAUAUGAGUUACGUCCACAGAGACCUGGCUGCACGCAACAUCCUGGUCAACAGUAACCUGGUGUGUAAGGUGUCUGACUUCGGCAUGUCACGAGUACUGGAGGACGACCCCGAGGCUGCAUACACCACCAGGGGAGGGAAGAUCCCCAUUCGCUGGACAGCCCCAGAGGCCAUCGCCUACAGAAAGUUCACCUCGGCCAGCGACGUGUGGAGCUACGGCAUUGUCAUGUGGGAAGUGAUGUCAUACGGAGAGCGCCCAUAUUGGGACAUGAGUAACCAGGAUGUGAUCAAGGCCAUAGAUGAGGGGUACAGGCUGCCCCCACCUAUGGACUGCCCCGUGGCAUUGCACCAGCUGAUGCUGGACUGCUGGCAGAGGGAGAGGGGCGAUAGGCCCAAGUUUGGCCAGAUUGUCAACAUGCUGGACAAACUGAUCCGGAACCCCAACAGCCUGAAGAGGACUGGAGGAGAGACCACACGACCCAGCACCACCCUCCUGGAGCCAGUCAGCCCGGAAUUGUCCUCGGCCCUGGGCUCUGUGGAGGACUGGCUGCAGGCCAUCGGCAUGGAGAGAUACAGCGACAACUUCACCGCAGCAGGAUACACCAGCCCAGAGGCUGUGGUUCAUAUGACACAGGAGGACAUGGGCCGAAUUGGAAUCUCUUCAGCUGCACACCAGAAUAAGAUCCUGACCAGCGUCCAGGGAAUGCUCUCCCAAAUGCAACAGAUACAAGGCAGAAUGGUUCCGGUCUGAUCCACAAGAAGGAAACGACUUCAUUUCUUACGAUAAUAAAAAUAAAAUAUCAAAAGACAAAUGAACGAUAAAAUUGUUUACCUCAUCCAUGCACUUUAAAUUGGAUUUAAAAUAAGAAGAAAAGAAGAAGAAAAGUGGGAAAAAAUUGCACUUUUUGUCAGACGUUAGACCUUGCCCUAUUGAGAACGGGAUAUUUUCCUGUCUGAGCGGUGCUGGGAAUGGGACGGACGGAAAGCUUUUCCGAGAGGCCAAUUGGAGUGCCUUCAACGGUCUGGAAGGAAUUCAGAGGGGAUCGCUCCUCUGGGCAAAAGUAAUGUUUCUGGAACGUUCUUUCUGGAAUACCUACAGAGCAGUAAUUGUGUUAAGUUGUGUAUGUAUGAAUUGUUCUCUGUGACUCGCUGCCAUACCCUCCAUUGUCUUUCUCAGCUGGAUCCGUCCUAACAACAACAGACAAAAUGGAGGAUUCCAACCUCGAGAUAAACACUGAUGUUCUGAAUCUGAGAGGUUGAGGGAGGGAUUCAAGAGGGAGGGGAAGUGGGAUCUGUGUUUUUGCUCUGUUCUGGUCUUGUUUUUUCCCAGAUUGGGCUGUUUUGUUGCCCUCAGGACAUUGAGCAUUUUCUCAGAAUGUCUUUGAUCUAAAGAGGUGCAUUGCUACCCCUUGUCCUCCCAAAUCAACAUCUCACCCCUCCUAAAACAUUUUAUUUGGAUCAUCUUUCAUCAGCCCCUCUGGAUUACAGCCCGCCCCCCUGGGUCUGAUUAUUGCUUUUUGUUAUUUGACAGACAGCUGUUUGGACCAGUUGGAUUCUUACUGUGUAUUUGUUUCCUGAACGUAAAAAUGAGAGCAAAGGAGUAUGGGAUUUAUUUGAGCACAACUGUGCACAACUGUGCACAACUGCAGAGAGAUUGUUUUUUGUUACAUAUCCAUGACAACGACAUCAAAAUAAACAAGAGAAUACAUGCUGGACAUUAUUCAAUCAUCAAUCACCAUGCUGCCCCCGUCUAUCAUCAACAGGAUUCCUCCCUCUCUCCCCAUGACCAGAAUUCCUCCUCUUCUCCUUGGAGUCUCCUCUAACUCCAAUAUGAGAAAUCCAUCUCUCCAUGUCUGGCACAUUUCGUUGUUCGCCGUCACUAAGUUUUUCAGAACGGACAAACAGACUAGCGCUCCAUGACCAUCAGCUUACAGAAACAAUAUGAAUGAUUCAGCAACACUUAAAAAACAUAAAAAUAAUGUAAUAUAAACUACACCCUGCUCCAGCAGAUGAUGUACUUGUUUUAUGAAUUUUGAAGUUUAUUUUCCUUUGUGUUUUUGGGUAGCAUGUAAAGUGAGUGUAUGGUAACAGCGAGCAUGUGAUAGUGUGAUGAGUGUGCACCAUGUGUGUUUGAGUGAGUGAGUGAGUGAAUGUGUAUGGGUGUGUGUGUGUGUCUGUAUGACUGUCUAUGAUGUCUUCGAAGUACUAUCGAUAGUUGUCUGUUUUUAUGCCAGAUUUGUUUUUGGAAUUUCAUGAAUUGCUUAGUAACUAGAAAAACAAUGUAAAGUGUGCCACUACUCGUGCUCUGUCAAUCCUCUUCAGCAACAGCAGUUAAAGAGGUUUGCGGUUUUCAACACACCCUUAACUGCAUUGGCUUUAGUAGUGGGUUCCAGUUGGAUAUAUGGACAAUAGCCUCCUAUACUGACAGAAACACAGAAGGACAGACGGACAGUCAGCGGCAUAGGCUCUCUCAUUAGAAAGUAGAGUGGACUCUCCGAGCUGAAGCAAAGACACUGCGGAACCAUCUUUCUGGAUUUUGAGCAGGGGAUGUUUUAAAAAGACGUACCUAUAUAGUCAACAAGGACUUGAUGCUGGGAAGGGUGAUAAGAAGGGAUAAUCAUUGGUCUCGUUUCAUUUUUAUUUUUUCAGAUAUGCACCAAAUGACAGUCAGGUUUCAUUCAAAGGACUUCUUUUUUUAUAUACAUCCGUUAAUAUCUGAAUGUUUUUCCGAUCAUAUGUGAUGGUUGACAUACUACAGAUUACUCCGUCCUCCAUACCAGCCCAGCUCAAUGCUCUUCUCAUUGGUAAAGUUGGGUUUUAAUCCAUCAAGGACCUGUCAUGUGGAAAUAUGCAAGAAGUGUGAGGAAAGGGAAACAGAAUGUACUGUAUAAUACUUUUUCAUUUAGUUAAUGAUGAAAAAACCUAACAAAACACAAAUGAAUGUUUGUCAUUGUCUGCCUUCUGACACCAUAUGAUCCUGCCAUGCACACUAACACUCUUUCAAUCUCUUUUUUUUAAUGCUUUUUUUGUAUUAUUAUUUUUGUUCAUUCGAUUUAUUUUGUCAAGGAUUUUAGGUACAUGUAACUUAUGUCAUUAUUUAUGGUCUUUUAUAUCUAGUUUGUAAAAUUAUAGCAAAAGUGAAGAAAAUGAAGGGUUGUCAUAUGGUGCAUUCUUAUUAAAGUAGAAACCAUCCGACUGUC
Salvelinus namaycush (lake trout) is the source of this 4431-nucleotide messenger RNA. RefSeq names its product ephrin type-A receptor 4-like. The record is from RefSeq and is a predicted model, not a curated record. Gene Ontology annotation, biological process: axon guidance; protein phosphorylation; negative regulation of axon extension. Gene Ontology annotation, molecular function: transmembrane-ephrin receptor activity; protein binding; ATP binding. The transcript has 14 exons. The annotation marks the transcript as partial. NCBI's taxonomy places the organism in Eukaryota, Metazoa, Chordata, Actinopteri, Salmoniformes, Salmonidae. Gene Ontology annotation, cellular component: neuron projection.